AUGGAGACAUGCGACCCAUGCUGGACAUGUCGCAACCGGCGCAUCCAAUGCGACCAGUCCGGUACGCCAUGCGCCAAGUGCGAGAAAGCCGGACUAGAAUGCUUCGAUAAACGACCAUUCAGAUGGGUCAAAGGCGUGGCAAUCCGCGGCAAGAUGCAAGGCCGUUCAUACGAAGGCAAGACAGGAGACUCGUCUUCUGCUUUGAAACCCGUACGGUUACCAGCUAAAAAACCUCGCGCGCUGGUCAGUGGCGAAAAUGUACCUAUUGCACUACAAGACCCAUCUACAUCGCACUUAGAUCAAGUUUCGAAGUAUUACAUAGAUUACUAUAACGAACGAAUAUGCAAGCUGUUCAUCGUCUACGACAGCGACAAAAACCCACUCCGAAGUCUGAUCCCCUUAGGAAUGAAAGAGCCCAUUUUACAAAAGGCUAUACUCGCUCUUGCAGCGCGGCACCACGUCAACUCAGGCCAGCCGUUUCAUCAAUUUCAAGCACCGACAUCUCCUGGUCUCAUCAAUGCCAACCGGGACGCACUGCUUUUCAAGCAUCAAGCCAUGGAAGCUCUAUCCCGGGCUUUGGGCAAUGCAAAUUCAAAUUCAUCCAAGAAGGAUACUACUGUGGCUAGUAUCUUUCUCCUUAUAUUUUUGGAUCUUUUGGAGUCUGGGAGUGAUGGCUGGAAUUUCCACCUUGAGGGCGCCAAGAGUUUGAUUUCUUCUCAGCGGUUGGUGGGAGAUGCUGGGGUGGAUAGUGGGCCCGGUCAAACGAUUCAGGAGAUUCGGGGAUUUAUUGCUAAGCAGAUAAACCUUAUCGAGACUCUGGGGGCAACUUUCCUACGACCGAAAUUACUGUCCGAGUUCAUUUCCGCCGACCAAGAAGACGCCCAGCCCCAAGAAUCUAUUGAGAAAUCAUUCCUUGGAUGUCCGGAAUACUUGUUGACGGCGAUACAAUUUCUCUCAAAUGAACGAGACACCAUGGCUGGAUCAAAGCUCGACCACGCUGCCAUCCAGACACAUAUCCAAGAUACAACAGCCAUGCUAUCACUUAUACAGAACUUUGACUGUUACGCUUGGGCCUCGAGCCUUCAAAACUCCAGCCAAUCAUCUCCAAACAAAAUAAGCAAUCUCUGUACCCUGUCGCAAGCAUACAAGAUUGGAGCUUUAAUAUAUGGCAGACGAGUCCUGGAUGCCCUUACAAAAGAGGUCACCCCACAAGAUGGCUUGGUAUCGGAGUUACUAGGUCUGAUUGAUGCGUUGAAAGAAGACGAGGCACUCUUCAAGUGUAUCCUGUGGGCCAUUUUUGUGGCGGGUCUGGAAUGCCGCACUCAGGCACAGAGGGAUUUCCUUGUUGGCUGCUUGGAGAAGUUUUGGGUAGCAACUAGUUGUUUAAAUGUGGUCAAUGCCGCGAAUAUUCUGCGAGAUUACUGGCAGCAGGAGGAUAAACUGGAGGUUUCUUCACGGUGGAUCUUUGAUAUUGGUCGUUUGGGUCGGGACUGGCUUCUAAUAUAA
Penicillium antarcticum is the source of this 1506-nucleotide messenger RNA. Its product is annotated as Zn(II)2Cys6 transcription factor. The transcript has 3 exons. Gene Ontology annotation, molecular function: DNA-binding transcription factor activity, RNA polymerase II-specific; transcription cis-regulatory region binding; zinc ion binding. Gene Ontology annotation, cellular component: nucleus. Gene Ontology annotation, biological process: positive regulation of transcription by RNA polymerase II. The coding region runs from base 1 to 1506 and encodes 501 amino acids. Lineage: Eukaryota; Fungi; Ascomycota; Eurotiomycetes; Eurotiales; Aspergillaceae. The record is from RefSeq and is a predicted model, not a curated record.